Molecule: messenger RNA, 579 nt
Organism: Blepharisma stoltei
Lineage: Eukaryota; Ciliophora; Heterotrichea; Heterotrichida; Blepharismidae
Source: the annotation of a GenBank genome assembly
AUGAACGCAAAACCCGUUGCCAAAAAACAAUCCAAAACUAUAUCAGAAUUCAAAAAACUCAAGCUUAAUGGAAUCGAUUUCUGUGUAGGCGAUGUCGUUCAAGUCAAGGAAUACAGUGACGAAGACUGUUUUGCCACAAUCCAGCGAAUAUUUAAAGAUUCAGCCAAACUAGAGCCUCAGCUAAAUAUCAGAUGAUUUUACAAGCCAAGUGAAGCAUUUCAUGCAGAUCAUGAUUUUAUUUCAGCUGCAGAAUUAAUAGAUUCUGACCUUAUCCAAGAUAUAAAUGUCCAAUGUGUUUAUGGGAAAAUAAAGCUUGUUACCUUAGAAGAAUAUCACAGCUUGGAUGAAGCAGAUGAAGAUGUUUAUUUUUGCAGAGCAAAAUAUAUCACUAAAGAGGAUUGUGUGAUACCUCCACUUACAGAAUGAAAAAAAGCUUGUGUUUGUAACGCCAUUAUAAACCCUGAUGUCUUGUAUAUUAGUUGCGAUAAUUGCCAGGAAUUAUUCCACCCUGAUUGUGUGAAGGCAAAUAUUGAAGAUCCAAGCUGAUUUUGUGAAAACUGCAAAGAUAAAGUAAGUUAA